GGUACUAUAAUAUAUUCAGAAUUUUCAACUUUUAAACUUGAUUUUUACAAAUAAUACAAUUCAAUAAAAUUUCAACAAUAAUUCAUUAUACAUAUAUUUAACAAAAAUAUAACAUUGUUUUUUGGCUACAUAAAUUUUUACACUAUUUUAUUUAAAUUGUAAAAUAAAUAAGUAGAAUUAAUUGCAUAUAUACAAAAAUGGACUUGCCAGACACAUUCUGUGAAGACUUUCAUGAUAAAGCUUUAUGCUCUGAAAUGGAAUAUAGGUCAUUUGGUAAAACUGGCCUUAAAGUUUCAAAAUUAUCAAUUGGUGGUGGUGUAUUUGGCUGUUAUGGAAGUUAUGAUGAAAAUGAUGCAAUCGAAACAAUACAUGAGGCUUUAAAAUCGGGUAUUAAUUAUAUUGAUACUGCACCUUAUUAUGGAAAUCGAGAAUCAGAAAAAUUUUAUGGUAAAGCACUCAAAAAUGUUCCACGUAAAGCUUAUUACAUAGCUACAAAAGUUGGGCGUUAUGAGCCAGAUUAUAAAAAAAUGUUUGAUUUUUCUGCAAAGAGAACACGAGAAAGUGUUGAACUUAGUUUAAAAUGUUUGAAUUUGGAUUAUGUAGAUGUUAUACAGAUUCACGACAUUGAAUUUGCUGAAAAUUUGGAUAUUAUUUUAAAUGAAUGUUUACCUGAGUUGGAGAAAGUUGUUAAAGAAGGUAAAGCCAGGUUUGUUGGAGUGACAGGUUAUCCUUUGAAAACAUUAAAAGAAAUAAUUUUAGCAGCACCAGGAAAAUUCGAUAUGGUGUUAAGUUAUUCGCGAUACACACUUUUCGAUGAUUCAUUUAAAGAAUAUUUGCAAUUCUUUAUUGACCAAAAGUUAGGGAUUGUUUGUGCUUCAGGUCAUGGUUUGGGGCUGUUAACCAAUUCAGGGCCACAGGAUUGGCAUCCAGCUUCAGAAGAUAUUAAAGAAAAAUGUCGAAAAGCGGCUGGAUUGUGUAAGGAUAGUAAUGUUGAAUUGGGAAAAUUGGCAGCAUAUUAUUUUACAAAUUUAGAAGGGCCAUCAACAUUCUUAUCAGGAAUGCAAAGUAAGGAAUUAUUGCGAAUGAACUUGAAGUCUUUGAAAAAUGGUUUAGACAAAAAAGAAAAAGAAAUUUUACGGCAGUUACAAGAAACUAUAUUUACAAAGUCAGUGAACUGGGAAGGUAACGAAGUGGAUCGAUAUUGGAAUGAAAUGAAAAAAGUGAAGAAAUCAAACUAAGAAUACAAGCAAUUUGAAUACGCGGGUUCUUAUGUUUUUGGAAAAACUGUAUAUCCCGUAAUUGAUAAUUAAAUCAAUCUUUAGGUUUAAGAUUUAAUUGUUUUACAUGCAAUAAGUGCAUACAUAUGUGUUAUAAUGAAAAUUGUGUAAUAAUUUCCAAUGCUUUUUAUAUUUAUAAAGUUUUAGUUUAAAUAAGUUGAAACAAUAAAAUGUGAAGUUUUGUUUUAA
Molecule: messenger RNA, 1466 nt
Organism: Condylostylus longicornis
Lineage: Eukaryota; Metazoa; Arthropoda; Insecta; Diptera; Dolichopodidae
Exons: 5
Coding region: 198-1238 (346 amino acids)
Cellular component (GO): cytosol
Molecular function (GO): L-galactose dehydrogenase activity
Source: RefSeq, a predicted model, not a curated record